AUGAAUAUUGUCGAGUGGGCGUUCGGUAAACGUAUGACGCCGGCGGAGCGUCUACGCAAACACCAGAGGGCUCUCGAUAGGACGCAGCGAGAACUGGACCGGGAGCGCAUCAAGCUGGAGAACCAGGAAAAGAAACUCGUGCAGGACAUCAAGAAGAGCGCAAAGAAUGGUCAGAUCGGAGCGUGCAAAAUCCAGGCCAAGGACCUGGUGCGGUCGAGAAGAUAUAUCCAGAAAUUCUACCAAAUGCGAACGCAAUUACAAGCCAUCUCUCUCCGUAUUCAGACCGUUCGCAGCAACGAGCAGAUGAUGCAGUCCAUGAAAGGCGCGACGAUGCUUCUUGGCAGUAUGAACCGACAGAUGAACCUCCCCGCCUUGCAACGGAUCGCCAUGGAGUUCGAACGAGAGAACGAUGUUAUGGAUCAACGCCAGGAUAUGAUGGACGAUGCGAUUGAUGAGGCAACGGGUAUGGAAGCAGACGAGGAAGAAGGCGAAGACAUUGUCAAGGAGGUUCUGGACGAAAUUGGCGUGGAUCUUAACCAGUCGUUGGGAGAGACACCUUCGGACAUACAAAAGGCUACCGUCAGCGAAUCCCGAGUCGCCCAGCCUGUGGGUGCUGGUGCCACUGCCGGCGGCGGUGGUGUUGGUGGUGUUGGUGGUGGUGGUGGUGAUAGUGGUGGCGGCGGUGGAACUACAAGCGAUGAUGAUUUGCAAGCACGGCUUGACAGCCUUCGAAGAUGA
Molecule: messenger RNA, 738 nt
Organism: Aspergillus glaucus CBS 516.65
Lineage: Eukaryota; Fungi; Ascomycota; Eurotiomycetes; Eurotiales; Aspergillaceae
Product: ESCRT-III subunit protein DID4
Exons: 5
Coding region: 1-738 (245 amino acids)
Biological process (GO): protein transport; late endosome to vacuole transport; endosome transport via multivesicular body sorting pathway
Cellular component (GO): multivesicular body; ESCRT III complex
Source: RefSeq, a predicted model, not a curated record